GCGUUAGGAACAAGUCUCACUAGUCGGAUUUGCAGCCAGUGAGAGAGACACAUCGAGAGAAUCCAAGCAGGACAGACGAGAAAUGAACUAUCUAAUGACUUGCCACAUCCGAGCACAUUCUCAAAUACCCUGCAACCGAGACCCAUGAAUAAGGAUUGCAAUAUUUUUUUCCACCCUGGAAAAUCUGGCAAUAAUUUUGUCAGUCUCGGCACAUUUGCAAAUUUGUGUCCAUUUGAUAUGCUUGUUUUUAAUUUGCAUUAAUUAGUUUCGUUUUGCUGUUGUUUUUUUUUUGCGUUAAUUAUCCGGAUUGUUUGCAUGCGGAAUUAUUGGAAUCUCAGAGGCAAGCAGGAAAUCCAAUUGGAGAACUAGAGGAGAGAAAGAGAAGCAGCGAGAUCUGUCCAGCAUCAACAUGUUCUUCUGAAGAGGCGAGGAAAAGCUCAUUCCAAACCAUCAACCAUCUACCAUCAUCACAUUCCUGUCCUAUUUCGUUGGAAAACCAGUAUGAAGUGGGAGUGAAAGGGGAAUGGGAAAGAUAGGUCCAGUCUAAAAGCCGCGGAAAAACAAUAAGCAUCACGAAAUACUGGAAAAGUAAACUCUUGCGAGGGAAAUUGCAACAAAACGGCUGUGGGAAUUGAGUUUUGUCCACGAGCUACUUUUCCCUAAAGACGUUUUAUUGUGGAAUUCUCUCUUUAUAAAUCCACACAGACUGCACCUUUGUUUAAUCUGUCCUCCCGUGUGUGUGUUUUAGUAGAUAUCCAUGCAGGCUCCCAAAACACGUUGUUCCUGAUCACACUGACGGAUUCACCUGAAGCACAAACGCUUUGUUCCGAGUCCAGAGAUCUCCAGCCUCUGGGAGAGUAUCCCGCACAGCUUUGAUGGGAGUAAAUAGACGGAAUUCGGGAUUUCAAAUGGCGAGUCGGGGCUGUGAAAAUGGAUUGGGAAUUCUCCUGAUAUUCUUAGUGGAUUUACUCGGGAUCACGGCGACCAACAUGGAGCCCAUCUACUGGAAUUCCUUGAACAAAAGGUUUAGCGAUGAUAAGGGUUAUGUCCUGUACCCUCAAAUCGGGGAUCGCCUGGACCUCAUUUGCCCAGCGUCUGAGCCGCCCGGUCCCCGCGCCCCCGCCGAAUACGAGUUCUAUAAACUGUACCUGGUAUCAUCACGGGAACAGGCAGACAGGUGUGAAGUGACCGGAUCACCCAACCUGCUUCUCACCUGCGAUAAGCCCAACAGUGAUAUGCGUUUCACCAUCAAGUUUCAGGAGUACUCGCCUAACCUGUGGGGUCACGAAUUUAAAACCAAUCAGGACUACUUCAUCAUCGCUACAUCAGAUGGGACGCGUCAGGGGCUGGAGAGCAUGAGAGGAGGAGUUUGCGCUACACAGGGCAUGAAGGUGGUGCUGAAAGUGGGACAGAGUCCAUAUGGUCUGCCGGCCAAAUCUCCCAAACCUGACCCCGCGGACCGUAUCAACAGCCUGAAUCCAGGUGCUGGAAACAACACACAUCCCAGAAUUCCCCCUAGAGGUCCUGGUGGAGAAAACGGCCCCCUUCCUCCCUCCAACAUCGCUGUUAUCGCAGGUGCAGCCGGCGGUUCGGCUUUCCUACUGCUCGUAACUGCCGUGAUCUGCGUGGUGUGCUACCGACGACGACACGCCAAGCAUUCCGAAUCGCACCACCCUCCCCUCUCCCUCUCCUCCCUGACCUCGCCCAAACGAGGCUGCGGCGGGGGCGUGGGAGGCGGCAACAACAACGGCUCGGAGCCUAGCGACAUCAUCAUCCCGCUGCGGACUUCUGACUCCGCCUACUGCCCGCACUACGAGAAAGUGAGCGGGGAUUACGGCCAUCCGGUGUACAUCGUACAGGAGAUGCCCCCUCAGAGUCCCGCCAACAUCUACUAUAAAGUAUGAGAACCGGAGACCACCUUAACGACAACAUCUGCUAAGACCACACCCACCUUAAACGACUACCUAAGUCCCGCCCCCACACUCUGCAUCCCCGUAGAUCAGAUCCUUUUACGUUCACGCGCAUUUCUCCGACACACUGACCAUUCGUGGUCGAGCGUGUCUGUAUGUGUGUGCGCUACCAUUCCUCGCAACUCACCCAACUUCGGCCUUUUGUUAGAGAGAGGAUGUCCUGAUGUGAGGGCCUCCCUCUCUCUGACGUCCCACAUGGGAAACGUCCUUAAAGCUAGAGAAGACCUCCUGGAGUGAUUCAGCCAACUGAAAAAACAUAAACUCCUUUUUUGGAGGGCAUUCUGGAGCACAAGCAUCAAAACUUUUUCUGAUGUACUUGCAAAAAGACUAAACGCAUAAAAAAAGACAUCUCAACUCCAAAACCUACAAAGACAACUUGUGAACUUUGACUUCGAAUGCUACAUUUACUCACAAAUAGCGGUCUAGUUUGUGUUAAACUCCUUCGGAAGGGGGAGGGGCCAUUGAUUCAGCCAAUCGUCACACAGGGCUGCAGUCACGUGAUCUAGGACCCAUGUGUUUGAUUGGUGGAGUUGUAGUGGCGUGGAGAAUCUUGUAUAUUUUAAUAACGUGUGUAUUUUGUGAGUGUGUAGGAUAAAUAUUCCGACACUGCUGUCGCGCACGUUGCGACCGGCGCGCUUCAGUACAACUCGCGAGUGUUUUUGCGUGCGGAUGAGUGCGUGUUUGAGUACAGUGUUAGCGUGAGCAUGGGCGCGUGUGUUUGUUAGACUGUUUCAAAACCAAAACACAAAAAUAUGAGCGAACAUCAAAAAAGUUUUUUUAUCGCUUUCAACACAUAGAUUAUAAUUAUAUAUGAAUACUCAGUAAAAUAAUUUUUAGAUUUGUUUUUUUUUUCAUGUAAAGUUACAGUUUGCUAGGCCUAAUUUUUUUUCCUAUUUUUUAUGACAUGCUGACAUUGUUUCUACCCCUUUUUGAGUUGUAAAUUAAUUUAAUGCUUUCGUUCUGUUGCAGAAACCGAGUUUGUUUGGUUGGUUCCCCCUCGUUUUCCUCUUUCCCAGGAGUCUCCUCCGCUCUACACAUAUAUUUUUAUAGCUCCUUGUACUCUGAUGUAGUUUUGAACCUAGACCUCGUUUGUGAAUGUGUUGAGGUAGAACAAUCCGAGAAAGUUUUUUAUUAUUAUUUUUAAAGACGCUUGGAAAAAAAGGGAAAAAAAUCCAGAAAGGAGGGAAGAAUUGGAAGGGGGUGAAAUAAAACGAAAAGAACGCGAACACCGCCUGUUGGGAAAGCAAACGCGCAAGGAAACUUCUAGAAAGACUGUGAAACUAUGGAAGAAUCACACAUUAAAAGAAAAAAAAUAGGGGAGGGGGAGGUGGGGGGAGAGAAGGAACGUCGAAAGAUGAUUGAAGGAGAAGAGAGAGAGAGUGAGAGAGAGAGAGGAAUGGAAAGGUUUUUAAUAAACUCCUCUGAAGCGCUGGAAGAGGCAGAUUUGGGCCCGAUGGUCUUCUGAGGUACAAAGAGACAGAUGAGGGGAAGAAAGAAACUCAUUCUCUCAGAUGGACAACAGGAUAGAUGGACACACAGAAUUACUCUUUUACAGACACACAGUGCGCUUUUUUGUUCACAUGAAGUGAAGUGGAAAUAUUUCUAGACUCGUUUCAAAUUCUUGAGUAUCGGACACGUCUCAAUUUAGUAGACGUGUCCGCGCACACACAUACGGAGAACGAUUCAAUGGCCAUGGCACACAGAAAAGCUCUUGUAGUGAUUUUCAUCACAUGCACAGCUCCAAAACACAAUCAAAAGCCAUUCUGAUUGGGCAUAUAUGCUGGUUACCUCAACAAAUGCCGUGAUUAGCAUUGUUCUCUCACAUUCUCGUUCUCUCCUCUCUCUCUCACACACACUUACACACACAAUCAUGCAGCCUUGUAACUAGCUGUGUGUGUGUAUCUCUGUUAGUGCCAAUGAAAAUCUCUCUUUUAGGCCUGAAAUACAGUCUACGCAAGUAUGUGAACGCAAACGCUUCCAGCUACACGUCGUUGCUUUCUGAAACGUGUCAGAACUCAGUUGCAUUCUCAGCACAUAUUAGCAUAAACUGUCGUGUUUUAUGGUCAGUUUUCUCAACAGCUUGGGAAAGAAUUUACAAAGCUAGUUAGCGUGGUUGGAUUUGGAAUAGGAUGCUACUCUUAAAAUCCCAGCUGAAAAAAAUAAUAGAAACCAUCACAGAAAUUCUAAUGGUUUCCAUCACAAAUACUAGUCCAAACAUUACAAACCAUCAACUUUUAACCAUUAAAACCAUUAAAAAAUGGAAUACAUUCCGUUAGUAUUUAGUGGUUUUAACAAACCACCAAUAGAAGGCGACCAAAUACCAGUAGAAACCCACAGGGUCCAUUACAGUUUUCAUUAAAACCAAUACAUGUGCCAUUAUAAUCAGUAAAACCAUGACAAAUUUUAUGAUGGUGUCUAUUGUUUGUUUCAGCAGGGAUGUCUGUCAUAGUAUGCUAUUUGAAAAUGUUAGCUAAAGCGAUUCAAAGGCUGAAUUCAAAAUAGCAUACUAACAAGCAAGUAUAUUAUUUACGAAUGCAGCAUUUGACUAGCUUUAGCUAAUUAGCAAAGAAAAAAUUAGCUGUAUGGCAGAAAUAGUGACUACAGAGCAAUAUACUAGACAUGCAAGGUCAAAACAAAUUAAGAAUUAAUUUGUGGCCAUGUUUAAUUAAUUUGCUUUGUUGUUUUAGUUAAAUCCACAACUGAACUGAAGUGAGGAAACAAGUUAAACUAGUUAAACUAAAACAAGGGAACUAAUAAAUAAAUAAAUAAUGAAUUUAAACCAUCACAGAAAUUCUAAUGGUUUCCAUUGCAAAUACUAGUCCAAACAUUACAAACCAUCAACCUUUAACCAUUAAAACCAUUAAAAAAUGGAAUACAUUCCAUUAGUAUUUAGUGGUUUUAACAAACCACCAAUAGAAGGUGACCAAAUACCAGUAGAAACCCACAGGGUCCAUUGCAGUUUCCAUUGAAACCAAUACAAGUCCCAUUAUAACUAGUAAAACCAUUACAAAUUCUGUGAUAAAAAAAACAACAACAACCAAUAGAAACCAUUAGAGAAAUUCUGGUCAAUACCAUUAAAAACAUAAACCAUCAACUUUUAACUAAUAAAAUCAAUAAAAAUGGUUCCUGUACUGUGUUUUAGGACAUAUUUCAUAAGGAUGUAGUUGUUUUAACAACUCACCAAUAGAACGCAAAAAAUUGCCAGUAGAGACCAACAGGGUCCAUUACAGUUUCUAUUAAAACCAGUACAAUUCCCAUUAUAACCAUUACAAAUUUUGUGAUGGUUUCUAUAGUUUUUUUUUUUAGCAGGGUACCCUGAUAGCACAUAUACAUCACAGAGACAUCUAUUUGAUGUCUGCAUUUACAUCUGGAAGACGUAUUUUUUUAGAGUGUUUGCUCAUCUGCAAUACGUCUAUAGGACGUUUCCUAUCAGAUGUCAAAUAGAUGUCUAUUAGAUGUCUUUAAGAUGUUUAUGAUUUAAAAUAUAUGUAAUCUUACAGAUGUCUGUCAGAUGUUUGUACACAGCAGAUGCUUUCCAGAUCAAGUGAUCUUUAACAGACAUCUUGUAGACGUACGUGUGCUAUCUAGGUAGGAAAUGAUUGAAUACAAGGUGACCACUAAUUAAUAAGUCUUAAGAAGGACUGUGUGUUUAUUUUAUUUGUAAUAAAAGUAGUAAGCUAGUAUGCUAUUCCAAAAACAUUGACCAAAGUGUUGACCAAGUAUUUGCGUCUGCAUACUUGCAUAGAAUUUGUUUCUGGCCUUAGGAGUGCGAGUUGUGUUCUGUUUCACUGCCAUUGUCACAGUGUGUUUUGUAUGCGUGUAAAGAAUGUUAUCGCUAAAAAAUACACCGCAUACACGCACAUAAUAACAAGCCAUUCAUACCCAAAUAUGUUGGUGGUCUUAUUUUGCAGAUGUGAUUUGUGACUGACGUUGGGACUUGAACAAUCUGUUACUGUUUUCAAUCUGCCUAGAAAGCUUCAAUAUUUGUCUCUCAAAAGCAUUUAGUUUUGUAUCACUCUGGUGCAUCAAGACUGUGAGGAAAAAAAAAGAAACAACAUGACAUUGUUUUCCUGUCACAUCGAUGUUUUCUUCUUACACGCAAAUUUGGAUUUUGUUACUUCAAUAUCAAGUUGCCUAAAAUGUGGAGGUGUUACGUUUGUUCGGCACUGUUGUAUUCGUGGGCUGUUUCAUACAUAUUUAAGCGUUCGAUUUCUGUUCAGAUUCUGUUGCAUUUACUAAAACAAUCAGCGUAAGCCAUGUCUCUGACCCUGUGCACAUGGACUUGGAUACGUGUGUGUGCGUGCAGGCGUGCGUAUGUCCGAAAACACGCGUGGACAUCGUU
This is a messenger RNA of Labeo rohita (rohu), 6312 nucleotides long. It is a transcript of the gene efnb3b, whose product is annotated as ephrin-B3b. The transcript has 5 exons. Gene Ontology annotation, biological process: ephrin receptor signaling pathway; axon guidance. Lineage: Eukaryota; Metazoa; Chordata; Actinopteri; Cypriniformes; Cyprinidae. The record is from RefSeq and is a predicted model, not a curated record. Gene Ontology annotation, molecular function: ephrin receptor binding. Bases 876 to 1904 code for a protein of 342 amino acids. Gene Ontology annotation, cellular component: plasma membrane.